Molecule: messenger RNA, 4071 nt
Organism: Cladocopium goreaui
Lineage: Eukaryota; Dinophyceae; Suessiales; Symbiodiniaceae
Source: the annotation of a GenBank genome assembly
AUGGGCACGCCUCCUGAGGUCCCAGAUGAUAUCUUGGGUAACUUCAAGGACUGGAAGCUUGGCAACAGGAUCGAAUAUCCUGACGAUUACGACGACGAUGAGAUCUCUACAAAAUGGUCGGAUCUUACGUGCCUGUCACCUCCGAUGACGCCAUCACAGUCGGCGAGCUACCUGGCGGGUCUGGUAGAGUCAGAUCCUCCAACUUCGCCACCGAUGAGUCCUAGAAGUCCAGGUCUCAGCUUGCCGAAGCAGCGUCGCCGCCCGGAUCGCGUGGGCGAUCGGCUGAUGCGGCAGCGGAUGGAGUGCCCACGGCUGCGGGACCAGCUGAAACCUUUGGUGCAUCAGUUGCCACCCGAUCCUCCAGAGUUGAGCAGGGCCGCGCGGAAGGCGCGGGCCGAACGGCUGGCGCAGGAGGCAGAGAAGGCCAGGCAGGAGGCGGAAGAAGAGGGCAGAGAAGCGCGACGUGGCUUUGCCAAAGCCCGAUUCCGGGCAGCAGGUUUUGCCAUCUUGCGGAAGCUUCGCCUUGGAGAUGAGGAUUUCUUUACGUCCCUGGGCUGCAAUGGCCCAGUUGCCAUGGAACGCCAUGGACCCUUCCGGAUCUUCCGGUCUCACAGCCUGCGCCGCAGCACCAGCGCGCCGGGCCGCUCCCCUUCGCCGUCGCCCGAGCGCCCGGAACGGUCGGAUGGCCUGGGCCGCUCCAGCCCGGGACGACGGCGGAAGGACACCGAGGCGAAAUCGACCGUGCCCCAGGAGACCCAGAUCCGUGGCUGUGCCACUGCUGAUGGCAAGUUGGAUUCCGGCGACUCUGGGAUCGAGAACUCAGAACCAGGGGCCCUGCGCAAGACGUUGUCCUGCUCGGCCAAAGGCAUCCUGACCAAAGGCUCGAGUGCCCCAGGCACCGGGCUCCGGGAUGUUUCCCCCACACCAGGACCCAUGCCCAGUCUCCAUGCAGCCUUGGGCCAUGCUGCUUCCAGAACGUUGCUACGGGAGAGCUCGGGGCCCUUGCCCUACGCCUGCAUGUCGGUGCCAACAGCGCCAGUCACUGUACCGUUGGCCACGCUCUCCCCACCGGUGCCAUACCGCGGACGACCUGCUUCACCACCUGUGCCGGCCAUGAACGCUGCUAGGAGGGUCUUUUACCCAAGGGUGCAGCCACCUGCAAACUGGGUCCAUCAAGUGAAGGCCCUGAAGUUUGCACAACACCCGCAUCCUCCCCCACCGCAACAGGCGGUGUGUUCCAGACGUACUGUGGUGUGGCAGCCAGGGCCGGGGGGACCCACGCUGCUGCAAUCGAAGCCGGUGGCCAUGCCGGCCUUGCGCGUCUUGCACUGUAAAGUGCUGCCGCCGAAGAAUGGCACCGUCGAUGGGAGUGCGUCAGUCCCCACGGAACUGGAACAAGAGAAGGAGCCGGAGCCGGAGAAGGAUCCGGCAGAAGUGCAGGCAGAGGAAGAGAUGGCUAAAGAACUGGCGAGACUCGAAAGGGAAGAAAAAGCUCGAUGUGAAGUCUGUGAGGCGGUCGUCGAAGCCACCCAGCUGGACGUGUCCGUUGCGGACGUCGUGGCGCUUCGUCUCUGCCGCACCAAGCUGCUGGACGCGCUGAGCGCGGCGCAGCAGGCGGAGCUGCCGCGGGUGGAGCGACAGCUGGCGGAGCAGCAAAGGAGGCGGCUACACAAUGCCUUGCAGGACAUGAAAGGUCAACUUCGAGUGUCUUGCCGCAUUCGGCCUUUGAGUGCCAAGGAGAAAGCACAGCAGAGUGACCAUGCGGUUUAUGCUAUUGACAGCUCGCAUGUGGGCAUCGUGCUGCCGGAGCUGCCACCACGUGUCUUCGAAUUCGACAGCGUUUUUCGCCCAGAUUGUCCUCAGCAAGUGAUGGAGGAGAUUUUUGAUGAUUGCCGAGACCUUGUGCAGUCUGCAGUGGAUGGACACAACGUCACCGUGAUGACCUAUGGGCAGACAGGGGCUGGAAAGACCUACACGCUCUUUGGGAACAAGAGUCAGGAAGGAUUGGCGCAGUAUAUGAUCCGGGAGGUCUUUGCACGCUUGGGUGACCAAGAAAGCGAGCUCAGUGAACAUCCCAAGGUCACGGUCUGCGGAUCAGCGCUAGAGCUCUACAACAAUCACUUCAUCGACCUUCUGCGUCCCAUCGACCGCACCGGGCGGCAGAGCCCUGGUGUGAAGGUCUGCGUGGACUCGGAGGGCUGCGUGCAGGUGGACGGCCUCGCCCAGCUGGUUGCGGCGGAGCCGCAGGAGCUGCUGCAGAUCUUGCGCCGGGGCCUGGCGCAGCGAGUAGUGGCAGAGCAUGCCAUGAACGCAGACAGUUCGCGCUCCCACAUGGUCUUCACCGUGCGACUGACGGUGGAAGGUGGUGCGGCGCGAAAGCUCACCUUCUGUGACCUAGGUGGCUGUGAAAGGCUGAAGCGAACGCAAGUGGUGGGAGAUUUGCAGAAGGAAGCCAUUGAAAUCAACAAGUCGCUCAGUGCAUUGAGCAGUGUGAUUGAGGCCGUUGCAGGUCGACGGCGGCAUGUGCCCUACCGCGAUCACAAACUCACCAGUUUGCUGCGCGAUGCCGUGGGUGGAACCGCCAAAGUACUCAUGUAUGUUUGUUGUUCACCCGCAGCCAGCAAUUUGGAAGAGACUGCCGCUGCUUUGAAGCUAGCCUCGCGAGCAGCCAAGGUGGUGAACCAACGCUCUGAGGCCAACGAGCCGGCGCCCGAGGAGUUUGCAGCAUUUGCAGGGCAAAAAGGCCACUGCACAACUUUUGGCAAUGCUAAUUGCGAAAUGCUAAAGGCAUGCCGUGAAGCUGACAAAAGUCAGAUGCCGGAAGACUUUGAUCCCUUCUACCAUCAUCUUCGGCAUGUGAGGCGUGAAGAGCUUUCUCCACGGCGAGCAGCCAAGAGGGACGAACUCACCAACAGAGGUAACUUCAGUCCUGGCUUCAUUGCCGACUUGGCUGUGAAGCCUCGGGUGGACUCCCAGCCGUUGUUGGCCUGCAUGGAGCAGGGCGAUUUCAUGUCGAUUGUGGAGCAGAAAGUGGAUGCUGACUCUGAGCACCAAAUCCUUUCAAGGCGCUUGCGGGUGCUUCGUGCGAAGGAAGCACGGGGAGAUCCUGCCCCUGCAGAGGAGGCAGGACCUUCCAAAGGGGCCAAGCGGAGCAAGUUCAAAGCAGGAGCCGCCGCGCCUGUGAAGUUCGCUUCCAGCACAGGGAAGGGUAGCAAGAUGCAGCGGAUGAUGGAGCUGUUGGAUCCAGGAAGACGUGCGGGGUAUGUGCUGGCAGAUGCCCUGGUGCCGCUCAUGUUCUGGUUGGGCCUCACGAAAAGUCGCAUGGCUGCCCUGGAGACCCUGAGGAUGGGCUUUGGCUCCUUGCAGAUCGACACUGGCGCGCUGCUGGUGAUGGGCGAACAUGUGGAGGUUCAGAUGCGGCUGGUGGAAGGGUUGCGCCAUCUGAUUCGCCGAGAUUCCUUGGAGCAACUCUGCGAGUAUGUCACAGGGAACAGCUUCCAACGCCUGCGAGCCUGGUUCAACUCUAUGCGUUCGGAUCAAUUCGGCUGCGUGGACAUCACACAGGUCCAGAGCCUCUUCGCCCGGAUGGAGGUGACCACAGAUCGGCAGACGCUCUUCCGGCUAUUGAGUUAUAUCAUUGAGAAUCCGCACCCCACAGCGGCAAAGGAUCCGCGUGAAGCCAUGGCCAUUGAGAAGAAGAAGUUCAGCCUCCAUGGGUUUGGCUCGUUGAUUUGUCGUUGUGCCGCCUCCUGGGUUCUACACCGGGUGAUGUCAAUGUUGGAGAUGCCCGACAACGCUCGCAGUAAGGAGGAAGGUUUCACGGAGCAGGAUAUCGCCAUGAGGUGGAUUCAGCUCCAAAGAAAAAUCAUGAUCUCUCUGAUGGUGAACCAACGCUUCUGGGGCCGCGAAUGUCGACAAGUCCUGGGCCACUUGCAGCCGCCGCAGAUGUCCUUGGAGGAGCUGGAAAAAUUGUCCCCAGAGCUGUGGAACCUCCUCUUCCAGCGCGUGCGCGCGCAGGGCUUGGCGUCAGUGCUUCCACACACUCCGGAGGAGGAACUUUUUCCUUCCUGA